AGCCCAUUAAAUUUUAUCGAAGGCCUUCUCCAUAUCUGAUGUGGCUAUAGUCCGAGAGCCCCCAUUCAGCUAAUCAUGGACAGGUCGUACCAGGGGCGGACUGACAACUCAUGGGGCCCCCGGGCAAUAGGGGAUCAUGGGGCCCCUGUGCCCUUGCCCAAACUCAAAAAAGCCAAUGAAAAAGGUACCAGGGGCAUCUCAUGGGGCCCCCUACAGACCCCAGGCCCUCGAGUAGUGCCCAAGUUUCCAAAUGGUCAGUCCGCCCCUGGGUCGUAC
Molecule: messenger RNA, 276 nt
Organism: Staurois parvus
Lineage: Eukaryota; Metazoa; Chordata; Amphibia; Anura; Ranidae
Source: the annotation of a GenBank genome assembly